CCGCAGCGCCGUCGACAUGAGGGGCGUCCGGCCCCGCAGCCCCAGCGCCUGCCCUGAGCCCGCGGGGCCCCCGCAGCCCGGAGCAGCCGGCCCUGCCAAGCGCCGCCGAGUGCAGGAGCCCGCGGCCGCCGAGCCCGGGCCCCAGCCCGGCCUCCCGGCCCCGCCCGCGGCCCCGCCCGCCUCGGCGCUCCCCUCCGUCGUGGUCGUGGUCCUGGCCGCCGGCUGCGCCCUGCAGCUGCCGCUGGACGACGUCGACCUGCUGCUGGAGCCCGCGCCCACGGCGGUCCUCAGCGUGUCUCUGCCCGGCCACACGCUGCUGCUGGUCCCCGAGGGCCUCCUGGAGGCCGCCGGCCAGGGCCCCUCGCCGGGCGGCCUGGCGCUGGCCGCUGUCCUGGACGCCGCGGCCGAGGCCGUCGUGGUACAGCAGCAGCAGCAGCAGCAGCAGCAGCAGCAGCAGCAGCAGCAGCAGCAGCAGCAUCCAAGGGCCCCCGGGAGCCCCCGGGGGCGCCCGCAGCGCCCUCCUCCGCCCCGCCUGCAAGGCCCGGAGACGCCUGUUCCCAGGAAUGAAGGAGCUGCCUCUGCACCCCGUCGCCACGCAGCUGACGCCCAGGAUCCUGAGUAUAUGUUGUACAUUGUUGCUAAUGUAUAG
Molecule: messenger RNA, 649 nt
Organism: Oryctolagus cuniculus (rabbit)
Lineage: Eukaryota; Metazoa; Chordata; Mammalia; Lagomorpha; Leporidae
Source: RefSeq, a predicted model, not a curated record